Erythranthe guttata (spotted monkey flower) is the source of this 786-nucleotide messenger RNA. Its product is annotated as thiosulfate sulfurtransferase 16, chloroplastic. The record is from RefSeq and is a predicted model, not a curated record. Lineage: Eukaryota; Viridiplantae; Streptophyta; Magnoliopsida; Lamiales; Phrymaceae.
UUCAAUUAUUCCCCAUAUUUUAACGAUCAAAACCAAAACAAAAUAAAACACUAACACUAGAGAAGAAGAAAUUAAUACAAUGAGGGCAAUCUCUUUAUACUCAUCUGCUACCUUACUCCCUCAAACUGUUCCCCAUGAUGUAAAUAAUAGGUGUGUUUUAGUGUCUUCCUCAUCAGCUGUGAUCAAGUAUCAGGCUUCGCCCACCAGACGACGUAGUUUAAGAACUAGCAAUAUUAGAGGUGCUCCCAAUUUGAGUGGGAUGGCUACAGAGACCAGAAAUCUGCAGUGGACUAUUGCUCCGACCUCUGUUCCGGUUCGUGUAGCGAAUGAGCUUCUUCAAGCCGGUCAUCAUUAUUUGGAUGUUAGGACCCCGGAUGAAUUUAGCGACGGGCACGUUGUUGGCGCCGUCAAUGUUCCUUUCAUGUUAAGACUUGGUCCAGGUAUGGCAAGGAAUCCAAAAUUCUUGGAGCAAGUGUUGGCUAUUUUUAGGCAAGAUGAUGAAAUUAUUGUUGGAUGUCAAUUAGGGAAAAGGUCGUUCACGGCUGCUUCCGAGCUCGUAUCUGCUGGUUUUACUGGAAUUACUGAUAUGGCUGGAGGAUAUGCUGCUUGGAUACAAAAUGGACUUCCUUCCACGUAGACUAAAAUUCUGGAAAUAUGUAAAAUAUAUUAAAUUAAUGUAUAUUUCUUUUAUCUGCUACUUUAAAUAAUAGAAUGUCUCACAUACUUCCUGUAUAUAACCACAAUCUGAAUAUUAAUGUUUUAUUUGGACAGUAUUGUAUACAAAAA